Messenger RNA from Peronospora matthiolae, 1182 nucleotides. The record is from the annotation of a GenBank genome assembly. NCBI's taxonomy places the organism in Eukaryota, Oomycota, Peronosporomycetes, Peronosporales, Peronosporaceae.
AUGCCUGCCGCUUGUUCAUCAGGUGGCCAUCUGAUGAACGUUUUGGAGCGUCCACAAGCGUGUGGAUGUACUACGAGUGAGUGCGAUGGCCUCACUUGUGGUACGGUCGUUAGUACGACUGCACAAAACCUUAGUGUACCAAACGGUUACACUUCGGAGCAAAGUUCCGGCGGCUGUGAGGAAACACAGGCUGCGCCGAAGGUCCACCACUCGAAUAAGUCGGGUGGACUGGGACAAAGAUGUAUCCCUAGCGGGGAACAUCUAGAAGAGAAACAAUCAAUCGCUCAGGUUAAGCGAAACGAUAAUCCUAGAUCGACUGGAGAGUCUUUCGUAGAGGAUCUCGCUGUGGUUGCGCAACCCCAGCUAGAGGAAGUAAAGGGAAUAAGUCCCAAGAUUACAAAUACGGCGGAAAUAAGUUCCCCGAAACCCGCGGGAAUAAGUCCCCGGGAAGACGAAGGAAUAAGUCCUUCGAAGCCUGAGGGAAUAAGUCCCCAGGAAAUGACAGAGACAUUGAAUGUCAUGGUCAAUAACGGAUCAAGUGUAGGCGCUUAUACACUUGAUCUGAUUGCGCCUCCGAAGUUAACUUCGGAGAUCACUCAGUUGCCAACGCUCGAGCAUAAAAGGUUCUUGCGUGAUCUGCGUAGUGGCAAAGUCAAGCAGAUCUGCGUACUCGUCGCUGACGACGAGUGUGUAACCGACAUAAGGUCAGCAACAGUGUUCACUGAGAACGAGAGAGUUCUCAGUAGUUCAUCUAUGGACGAGAGUGUCCUAGAUGAAAAGACACGAAUUGAGCGAUAUGACUCCCAAUCAUGGGAAUCGCUCAAGAAAAAUCCUCUCUAUGAAGAUUUGGUUGAAUUCAAGGAUGUAUUCCCUGAAACUGUUCCGUGCGAAUUACCGAAGGAUAAAGGUAUUCGACACGAGGUCGAGCUUAAACCAGUCUCGAAGUACUGUGUCACGAAGCAGUGGCCACUGCCUCGUGAACAAGUACUUGCGAUCGACAAGUUCUUUGCCGAUCGUUUAGCUGCGGGCCAUGUGAGGGAAUCAACUUCCCCACAUAGCUCUCCGACCUUCUGUGUGCGAAAAAAGCACAGGAGGGUGGCGGAUAGUGCACGCGUUCAACAAAUUGAAUGCUGCAACGGUACCGGCUCAGACGCCGAUACCGAGGAAGGACGUAAUCAUUGA